This is a messenger RNA of Paramuricea clavata, 576 nucleotides long. The record is from the annotation of a GenBank genome assembly. Lineage: Eukaryota; Metazoa; Cnidaria; Anthozoa; Malacalcyonacea; Plexauridae.
AUGCUUGCAAAGCUGGCGAGUAUUUACGAUCCACUUGGAUUCGUGUCGCCCAUCUUGCUCCAAGGAAAGUUGAUGUAUCGCGAUUCACGUGUGGGAAAACUACCGUGGGAUUCUUCAUUGCCCGAAAACCUAGCAAAGCGUUGGAAAACAUGGGAAUGUAACCUGCCUCCUAUCUUAUCAACACCUCGGAGUUUGGCUACAUAUCGUGAACCAAUCAAAGCGAUAGAGCUGCAUUCGUUCGGCGACGCAAGCGGUCAUGGAGUCGCUACUGCAGUUUAUGCCAUAGUUCGUCAGCCAAGUGGUACAACGCAAGGCCUGGUAGCCGCCAAAUCCAGAUUAGCGAAGCAAGGUCUCACAAUUCCUCGACUGGAGUUGGUUGCUGCACACAUGGCAGCAAAUAUCGUAGAUAACUUGCGGCGUGCUCUUGAAGGUUUCCCUGUCGUCUCGGUACACGGUUGGACCGAUAGCACUGUGGCCUUGCAUUGGAUCUGUGGAAAUGGGGACUACCGUCAGUUCGUGAACACAACAUCGACGCGUGGAGAUAUGUUCCUUCAGGAGAAAAUCCCGCAGAUUUAG